AGUGGCCAAUCACAGAUCCCAGAGACCCCCAGCCAGCAGUUCGAUCGUAAACAUAGGGUUGAAACUUUAGCUAGAGAACUGCAAAUUCACCCGAAAAAAGCAAAUCCGAAGCCGAUACGACCCCCUAAGACGAUCAGACAUGCCACUCAAAGUUCCUUGACAUGGAUCAAGACCCGUGGGGCGGUUUUGGGCCCAAGGAGGGCCCGAGAAAGACCGAUUAUCGGGGUGACGGCGACGCUGGCGGCGACGCGUCGCCGCCAGACAGUGCUAGGUCAAGUGUCGACAGCGCUGCGGAGUUUGUCUGCAGGGCUAACAAGUACGAGCAGAUGAUGGAUGAAAUGGAAAGCCGGUAUAUGGAUCGGCAGAAUGGAAUCAAAGAGGAGAAAGAUGCAAAUGAAGACAUCAUAUUGAUGUUGCAGAACCAAUUGGCAGAUUUAGAACGUCAGGUGAAAGAGAAAAAUGCUGAGCUGAUGUCUGAGGCUGCAGCAAGGGCUGAGCAAGAGGCGGCUGUUGUUGAUUUUGGUCGGCAAGUGGCACUUCUGCAAGGCCAGCUGCAAAAUGCCACUGCUCUUAUAGAGUCUGGAUCUGAUGCGGCCGCCUUGUUAGCUGCCCAGAAUGGCCGUCUGCAAGCCGAGCAUGUGGCCGAGGGGCUGAGAAACGCACUGGGUGCUGCUCGUGCUGAAGAGGCUAAUCUGCGGUCACAACUGGUGAUGCAGUACUCAAAACAGGUACAGGAACUGAAACAAGGAAUUCAGGUGCUCAACCAAAGGUGCGAACAAUUGUCUGCAGAUAAAGAAGAUCUGAUCUCGGAAAACAAAAAGAAUCUGUUAAAAUGCAAGGAGGAAAGCGAAAAUCGUUUUGGGGAGCAACUAAGGAAUAUUAAUCAGCAGUGGAAGUUGAGUCAGGAACGAGCAGAAACGGAGCACAAAAAACUCCUAGCCAAACUUGAAUCAGAGCUAGAAACCUUGAGAAUAUCACUAGAGGAGGCCCCUUCACUCAACAAGCAAAUUCACAAUCUUCUUGAGGACAAGCAGUCUUUGGAAAAUGUGGUGCAUUCUCUUCGGAACCAACUUCAGCAAAACCACCUGGACAAGGUCCAGCUGGACGCAAUGUCUAAUGAAAAAGGUGAGGAGUUGAAAGAAGCUUUGUCCAAGAGCACCCAGGAAGCAGCAGUGCUGCGUUCUAAGCAGGCCAUCCUUAGAGAAGAGAAUGCUAAGCUCUACAAUAAGGUUGAAUCUCUUGAGGGCGCAGAGGAGGCUCUUGGGCGACUGCAAACUCGUGCAAAGGCCCUGGCGACCGAGUGCGAGCGACUCCAUGACGAAAAGCAAGAUGCUGAAGCUGAGGCCGAGCUGCUCUACAGCCGAUGGCGUGCUGCUGAGCAGGAGGCUAUGCGUUUUAAACGACUUUACACAAGGAACAGCAAUCUCAGGGACGUUAUUCCAGAGGAGGUUGAAGAAGAAGAAAGUAGUGCAAAGUUUGAGGUUGAAAAUGAAGUGGACGCGGCAGAGAGAGGUAUUGGAAGGCUUCGCGUGCGACCCGAAGAGAUGCCCACUGGACAGACAGCUGUUCUUGGCUGGGUGGAGCAGUGUGAAGCGCUGGCGCUACGUCUCCGCACUGCUGAAGCUAACGCCAGUCGUCUAAGUACUCAACUUGAACAUGAGCAAGCAAGAACAAAAACUCUGGCUGAUGAGAAAAUCUCCCUUACUCAGCGGAAUAAGCAGCUUGUAGAGCAGGUUGCUGGUCUGCAAAGAGUCACGGCCUCUGUUGCUAGAUCAAAGCUCUUGAUAAAUCAGUACGAACUGAAGAUUGGGCAGCUGGAAAAUGAAAAGGGACACCUGCAAGAGGCGCUGGUUCAGCUGGAGGAUCAACUGUCAAAGGCCAGUAGCCGUCACAUAGAUAAUAAGGACCUUGAGGCAGCGGCUAAACAAGCUGUUGUACUACAGCACUCGCUUAAACAUGCUAAACAUUCUCAAAUUUUGCUCAGGUCAAAAAUAUCUGAUCUUGAAGAGCUAGUGGCUACCCUGGAGGCAGGCCUCUUAGCUAUAGGCACCAAACUAGAGGAAAGCUGUGCUGAGGUUUCCGCUGCCUGGGCAGCGGCCAACGACCAGCAGGCACAGGCAGCCUCAUUUUCAACUCAGCUGGCUGCUUGUCAGGAACGGGCGGCACGUCUUGAGCAACGGCUGGUCUCUGCAGCAGCUACUGACGAGUUGGCCUGUGCCCUCGGUCACGGCUUACGAGACCUAGUCGAGCAGCUUGCAACUGAGGUUGCAGAUCUGAAAGCAGCACUGCGGGCUGAGCGUCAAAAAACGUCACACCGCCCACUCUUGCUUAAUAAUCGAAUCGAGGCGGCUGUUCUGCUUGAAAAACUAGGACAGCAGCGUGAGGAGCUCCAAGCUGCCAAGUCAGAGAAUACCAACGGCUGGGCCGUUCGUCUGGAGGAACAGCUGAAUGAAAUGAUUCACGAGUUAGAGUCGCGGGAACCUGUAGCAAACUCUCAGCAUUCUCUGGAUUCCUCUGUAGAGGAAGAGCAAAAGCGGCUGGAGGUCAAAGUGCGUGACCUGCAGGCACAGCUAACACACUCACAGCAGCAGUUUGAGGGCUCAGAGCGUGAAAAAGUUGCUUUAGAAGCAGAAGUUCAGGCCCUUGAAGCGGCCAUAGAUCAAAAAGAGCAACUUCUCCGGGAGCAGAAAAAAUUACUAGAGUUAGAAGUGGUGCAGAAGGAGCUGCUACUGAAGCAAUGUAGAGCAGAGGCUACUGCUAAAGAGAUCGAGUUGCUUCUGUGUCGUUGCGGCUCGUCAGAUAUUAUGGAAGGUCCUCUAGAUGGUUGCGGCCACCUGGAGGAGGUCAAGGCUGCUCUUGACGAGGUUCACGCAGCAGCAGUGGCCCGCCUAAAAGAGCAGUUGUCUUUUGACGAGGCCUCCAGUCUUAAACAGAUACAGAUGAAACACCUAGAGCAGCUCGAAGAGAUGCACAAGCGAAUUGAGUCACGAGAAAUCAAGUUACGAGAUGGAUUUGCAGACAAAAUCUUAAAGGAGAUGCGAGCGGUUCUAAAAAAUCUUGAGGGCGACUUUGAUGAGCGGUGCUUGAGUCAGGUACUUGAAAAGGUGCAAGAAGGGUUGCGUUUGGAGAUAGAAAAGAUUAGCAUCAGCUAUGACCAGCAGCUGCAAAGCCUGAAAGAAACACAUGCGCAGCUCCUGGAGACUCUGAAGGCUGAUAAUGUUGAAAAAGCUACUGUUGAAAUGAGUCACUCAGAGAAGGAAUCUGAGCAGAAGCUGGAAGUUCUGCUGAAGGAGGACAAGCAGAGGCGCAACGAAUCACUUCUGCAGCAACUGGAGCAAUCCGUCUGCUCAAAGUUGAGCGCCUGUGUUCAGGAAAUAUGCGACAAAUGGAGUGAAAAGUGCACAAAAGCAGCACUUGAAGGUGGCGAAGAGGUGGCCGCCGUUGUUCAAUCAGCUGCUGCAACCAUCAACAGCAAAUAUAAGCAGGAGGCGGCUAACUUACGGCUAGCUCUUAAGGAUACAAAUAUGCAGAUUAAUAAACAAAUCAAAGACCAGUGGGAGAGUACCUGUGAGGUGGAAGAAUUGAAACAAAUCAAAGCUCUUCUUGCUGAUCUAAAGACGUCAGGACUGGCAGUUAGUGGCCUUUUGGAGUUGAAGAUAGCCAUGGAGAAGAAACAUGAAAAGGAAAUGGAAGAGCUGAGAACUUAUUAUGAAAAAAGAUGGGCAGAUCUUAAUGAAAAGUAUGCUGAAGAUGUAUAUAGUCAAAGAAGUCAGAGUCGAAAAUUAUCCGGUAGCUCUGAUGAGUUUGAAGACGACCAAACUAAAGACUGUGACAGCUUUUCUGAGCCUCCAUCAAUAAAGCCUGAUGAGCGAGUCAUUGACGCGAUUGAGGCUGAGUGGAGCGAACGAUUAGCUCGACAGGAAGAAAAACAUGCGAGUAACAUCCAGCAAUUGGCCCGGGACCUGAAUGAUGCUCAUGAACUUGAAAUGUCUCGUCUUGAGGAAAAAUUGCGCUCGGAAGUUACUCAAAGGUCAAACGCAUUUGACCUGACCGCUAGUCCACAAAUUAAAAUGGAGGAACAUCCAGAUACGAAUAUUUCUGAAGAGUUAAGAGCGCAAUUUGACAAGGAGCUUGAAAGGAGAGUUAGAGAGGAGACGCAAAAAUUGAGCAUGGAGAUUGACGAGCUGGUCGAAAGCAUCAAGCGGCAGAAUUUACAAGAGAUGAGCACGCUUGAGGAGAAGCACAAAAAAAUCGUUGCUGAGAUUGUGGAACAGCGGGAACAUCUGAUUGAAGAGCUGCAAGGAAAGUUUGAGAAGCAAACUGCCAAAUUGAAAGAAAAGCAUGAAAAAGAAAUGGAGGAGCUUGAAGAAGAAUUGGAAAAACGCCACCAUGCAUCCUUGGAAAUGGCGCUAAGUGAGCUGAAUGACCAGUUUAGACAAAAGCUAGAGCACUUAGAGAAGGUGCUAGCCCAGGCGCAUGAGAAGGAAGUGCUGAAACUACAGCAGACAAUAGAGCAGCAGGAGGAGAGUUUUGUGGCGCUGCUGGAGGAGCAGGCAAAGCGCGGCGCCGACUCGGAGCUCCGAUUCGAGCGGCGCCUGCAAGAAGAGCGCAUGGACGCGGUCGCAACUCUCGGCCGACACCUGCAGGCGAUGCUUGCCGGAGAGCACGAGGCUUCCGAGUGGCCGCCUGAACUGGAGCAGCUUCGCGAACACCUAGUGGCUGAGGCCACAGGCCAAGUGGCCAAACUUAAGGAACAACACGCAAAGGAGAUGGAUGCCCUCAGGCAACAGAUGAUUCAGGGUGUCGAGGCACCUCUUCGAGACCAGUUCUUGCAACAAAAGCAGGUUCUCGGCAGGGAGAACGAAAUGCUUCGGCAUGUUGUGUCUGAGCUGGUACGCUACCUGGGUCAGCUUGACGAACAGUUGGCCUCUUUCGUCGACACACAUGCCCUGGGCAGUGACACCGAGAGCAACGCAAGUGAGGAAGAGCGCCGUUUGCGAAUCGCUCCAGACCUCAGUGCCUUGUCAGAGGCGCUUAGUCUUUCCGAGCUUGAUGCAGAGCAAAUGCGCGCAGACUUAGACGCUUGUCUGCUUCGUCUUCGCAGAGAAGUUGCUGACAUCAUUGGAGUCUCUGAAGCAUCCCUUGUUGGAACUAGACAGCUUGAAGACCUGAAGCAGCUGCUGGCCGCCAGUGAGGCAAAGGUAGCUGCCCUAGAAGCUCGCCUGGAGAAUCGUACUCGAGAGGCUGUAACUGAAGGCUUCGGUGACGAGGGAGCUCCCUUGGGACUUGAGCUGAGACUCGUACGACUUGUUGACCUUCAGGAAAGGGCAAGAGGCGUCCUUCAAGACGAACCCCAUCCUUGCGCUAAUGUGCUCGAGGAACUGGUGGCCGAAGCUCAUCGGCUGGCAGACGAGGCUAGAAGGGAAAAAGAUGACCUUCACAUGCAGAUAGAGUGUGCGGACAAACAGGUGCGUGCGAAUCGAGCCUUCCUGGAUGAACAAGCUGCUGAACGGGAGCAGGAGCGUGAUGAGUUUGCUCGUCAGGUGCAGCACCUAAGGGACGCCCUCAAGGACAGAGAGCGGGACAAGAACGAAGCUAGCCGCCUGUCUAAAGAGGUUGAGUGCCUAGAGGGUCAGGUCAGGGAACACGCUGGGCAACUGCAGAAGGCGCAUGCAGCAGCUGCUGAAGCUGCCGCGCAGUACAAAGCCGCCAAUGAUAAGGUGCAAGUUUUGCGCGACGUUGUGAAAAACUUAGAAUCCCAACUUGAAGAUAAGCAAAAGAGCGAAAAAGAACUCAAGUCACGACUGGGCCGCCUGCAAGCUGCGUUCGACCAGGAAAGUCUUAUCCACAAUGAGCAGUUGGAUGCCCUGAAGAAUGACCACAGUUCUGUUGACCUCCUUGACCAGAUCUGCUUGCUUGAGGAGCAGUUGAGUUCCUACAAGCAGCAGCUGGAGGAAAAAGCCAACCAGGAGGCGCCUGCUCUGUAUGAAAUGAAUUUACAGUUGAAAACGCUGGAAAUGACCUUGGAUAAGCGAACUAAGGAACUGGAGCGUGCUCACAAGGCAGCAAGCAGUCCUCGUGAGAGUGGAGAGGGUGUAACAUCACCUGAGAGUGUUGAAAGGUCGCCUCUGGCUUCCAUUCGACGCCUCCAGGAUAAACUGCAGAACCACACUCGUGCUGAGGAUGCAGCAUUUUCACACAUAAGAAGACUUGAAAAUGAACUCAAAACAGUCCAGCGUUCUGAAGAGGAGCUUCAAGUUGAGCGCUGCAUGCUGCAAAAACGUGUUGAAGAACAACUCCAGCAGAUCUCUAGUCUCCAGUCUCGGCUGGACCAACAACGAUUUCACCAGAGCAGUGUUGAAGAGCGACAGAAUUCGAGUCUGCGCCACAUUCAGCAACGCUCAGCCGAGCAGCUUGAAGCUCUGAAGGAAAAGCUCAGCACCAAGGAGUCAGAGAUCAAAGAGCUGCGAGAGCAGUUGGAGAAGACAAAGCGUGUGCUUGCUGAGCACGAGGCUGAGGCCGCUCGGAAGGAGCAGGAGGCAACUGAGGAGACUGAAAGACUGAGGGAGAGAUUGGAUUUGGUUGAGGAAGAAGCUAUUCGUCGACUUUCGAGCAGUCCGAGACGCAUUAGCAAUCAGCUUUAUCAAUCAUUGAUUGCUGAAAAAAAUACUGAAAUCGAGGAGCUCAGCUUGCAGGUUCAAGUUAUGCGCGAACGCCUUGAAAGUGUGCACCACACCUUGGAAACAUCUGACGUUACCAAAGAGCAGCUUUUGGAGAUGAUGCAGCACGUGGAGAUGAGGACGCAUUCGACUCUUCUUAGGAGCAGCUCCAGAAAUAGUGAGGUGCUGAGGUCAAGUUCCAGAGCAGUGGAGUUUGACUUUGGCAACUCCACAUUAAUGGAACCGAAACUGAAGCCGGUGAUUGGAAACUUGGAGCUGGACGAGGAGCCAUCCAAACUGGUAGAACUGUCCAAGCCUGCCACACCAAAAGUGGUGUUGGAGGACAAGGUUGACUCUCUGAAGGAACAGCUACAGCAGAAAGAGAUCCUUCUUCAGCAGACAGAAUCAAAUCUGAAUCAACUGAUUGAGAAAGGCAAAUCUGAGCUGAAAUUGCUGCAGGAUGAAAACAACCAACUUAAGGAAGAACUUGCCACAAUCUCCACUCGAUUUGAGGAAUAUGCAAGGCAGAUGCAGACAGAGUUGUCUGUGAACGCCCAGUUGGACGCAUCAACAGACAGCGCCAGCUUAGACAUAUCCACUGCUACAGAAAAUCUGCAACGGCUGCUGUCCAGAGUGCAAGACGGAGGAGUCGAGGUUCUGAGCUUGAGCGAGCUGGCUGUGCUAAAAAAACACACCGCUGCACCUGUUGAGAUGAAGCCUGCGGCCACACAGACGGCCAGAUCGGCAUUGACGGACGCAACUCUGGUUGCUGACCUGAAAAGGCAGCUGAUCACUGCUGAGAAAGAGGCGCUGCUCAAGGAGAAGAGUCUUCUUGAAAAAAUUGCUGAUUUGAGGCGGCAGCUUGAGGAAAGUGAACAACAAGCCUCCAAACUGGAAGCUGCUGUGGCCACAGAAAAGCAGUUGGCAACCGAGGCUCGUGUUGCCCAAAUGGAACGAGGCGUUGAGUCACGGCAGAACAUGGAAAAGUUGCUGGAACUGCAGCAGAAGCUUGAGACGGCAGAGCGUCAAGUCCAACAAGCCAAGUUGGAGUUGGAAAAGGAGUUGUGCCGAGCAAACGCCCUGGAGAGCGCUUUGGCAGGCAAAGACACAGACAUGCUUCUUCUGAUGGCCAAGUUUGAGGGUGAAAGCGCAAGACACCGGGUCACCCAGCGUAAUCUUGCUGCCGUUUCACAGAUGCUUGACUCGAAGGACAAGGAGUACCACGAGACAAGGGAGCAGCUAGAAAAGGCGGCGGCCAAAGCUGUCAGUCUGCAGCAACAGCUGGAAACAAAGGAGAAAUCAAAGACUGAGGAGGACGAAAAGGCAGAUAUGGUAGAGGUGAGCCAGCAAAUCACGCAGCACCACCUGCGCCACCUGCUGGCACAGUUGCAGGAGGAGCGAGACAGGAAUGUGCGUUUGCACUUUGAGACGCAGGAGCUGAACGAGCUGGUGUCUGCCCUGAGAGAGACCGAGGCGCGUCUUCUGCAGCGCGCAGACCGAGAUCAGGCCGAGCACCAGCGGCACCGAGCUCUUCUGGAGCAGCAGCUGUCGGAGGCCAGACGUGGCGUGGCCGCUGAGGUAGCCGCCUUGCGUCACGAAAUUGCCCGACCGACAUCCACUUUGGAGUCUGCCACAAUUGAGGCGGAGCGACGGGCGUGGGCUGUUGAAAGGGUGCAACUGCUGCAUGAGGCCGAGCGGCUGAAGCACGAAGCAGUGGCCGCCGCGGCCGCCCUCAGCACCGAACGGGCCGCUUGGCUGCUCGAGAGACUCAAAAUGCAGUAUGAGAACUCGCAGGACAGGACUGGAGAUGACACCAUCACCAUUGACCACUCUAAGGUGGAGUACCUUUACGGCAAGUGCCAACAGAUAGAGAGCCAACGCAAAUCCCUGAGGUGGCAGAAGCGCUACCUGCAGAUGGUGAUAGCCUCGUUUGAAGCGUCGUUGGCCUCCAUCAGAGCUCAGCUGCCCCUGGCGCCGCCUCUGCCUUCUCCCACACCACUUGCCAGAUUCAAGGGAGCUGCCCUUGUGAUAGUGGCCUUGCAUCGAAUGCAGUUCCUGGUGCGGACACACAUGCGAACCUUCCGGGUCGGAAGCACCGUCGUCAUGCGUCGCAUCACUGAGGCCCUUCUGCUGUCCCCAGAGCCCAGGUUCCAGCCACGCGCCCCUGCCCUGGCAGCCCUUCCGCCCGCGACCUCUUCUGAUGAGACUCCGCGCUCUCGGCACUUCAGACGACUCCACUGAGCAAAAGUUUUAAAACUAAUUUGACGAAACGAACAAAAUACAUCGACAUGACCUGAGUGACUGUGUGAACUUAAGUAGGAUUAGAAGAAGAGAGUGCGACUGAUUUUGUAUUACCAAUAGAAUCUUGUAAAUUUGUCCCAAAUCCGAACUGCGAACUAUGUCUUUCAUGUGAAAAAUAAAUUUUUAUCUCAAAAGUUGCACAACAUUUCAGACUCU
Neocloeon triangulifer is the source of this 9116-nucleotide messenger RNA. RefSeq names its product pericentrin-like. Lineage: Eukaryota; Metazoa; Arthropoda; Insecta; Ephemeroptera; Baetidae. The coding region runs from base 162 to 8900 and encodes 2912 amino acids. The record is from RefSeq and is a predicted model, not a curated record. Gene Ontology annotation, biological process: regulation of apoptotic process; signal transduction. Gene Ontology annotation, molecular function: molecular adaptor activity. The transcript is spliced from 43 exons.